AUGGCAAUACUCAGUGAAAAUAGAAGACGAUCCAUUAGCGGAGCAUCAGCACUACUAACUAGACGAUUUACACGGCAAGCAACAACAAACAAUAGUAAACCAGAUAUAGUAAGGAGAAGAGCCACUAUUGCCAUAAAACCACCCAAAGUCCAUGUACGAAUUGUACCUAGUAUAGACAACCCUGGUCGAAGUUUAAUAUUUGAUAUUGUCGAUCGAGACUUGGAAUAUGGAACAAUAAUCAAGAUUGGGAGAUACUCUGAGAGGAAUCCCAACAAUUCGGAUUGCAUGUCAUUCAAGAGUAAAGUCGUCUCCAGAUGUCACUGUGAAAUUUUUGUUGAACAAGAUGGGAAGUUAUAUAUUCGUGAUACAAAAUCAUCUUCCGGCACUUUUUUGAACCAUAUUCGUCUCAGUCCUGCAGGCCAAGAGAGUCAAUCGGUUGAGAUACAUGAUGGCGAUCUUGUGCAGCUUGGUGUUGAUUAUCAAGGAGGAAGAGAAGAAAUAUAUCGAUCUGUCAGGAUGAAGUUUGAGAUCAACCAUCGCCAUAGACCGAGGCCGGUCUCUUUUAGCUUAACUGCUUUUCAAAAUCUCCGGUCACUCACCACUUCAUCGUCAACCGACUUGGACGAAUGCUGCAUCUGUCUGUACUCACUUGCCCCCUUUCAAGCUCUUUUUGUCGCACCUUGCUCACAUACUUUUCAUUUCAAGUGUAUUCGCCCCUUAUUUCAAAGUUACCCUGGCUUUCAAUGCCCCAUGUGCAGAACAUAUUCUGACCUCGAGGCAAGUGUGGAUCAUCAGGUCAUUGAAGAAAAUGAUGGUCAUGACACGAUGUAUCAUCAGAACAAUGACAACAACGACGAGUUCAAUUUACAAUCUUCUCCUAUUUUCAUACAAUCAGAUGACGUCGUUCCUCUUGAAAGUAACAACAUCAAUCGCAUCUCGACUGCUGUCAUGGAUUCACCAUCACACCAAGACAACACCACAGAUGGUCCUUCAUUGGAGCCAAUAGCAAGAGAAAGAAAAACGAGUUAUAUCAUGGACAAGAUAAAGACAACACAGAAGAGAAAGGCCAAUGUCGUUUCCAAAUCUUGGAGGACCUUCUAA
This is a messenger RNA of Rhizopus microsporus ATCC 52813, 1101 nucleotides long. RefSeq lists its product as uncharacterized. The record is from RefSeq and is a predicted model, not a curated record. The transcript has 4 exons. Gene Ontology annotation, molecular function: protein binding; ubiquitin protein ligase activity. The coding region runs from base 1 to 1101 and encodes 366 amino acids. Gene Ontology annotation, biological process: mitotic spindle assembly checkpoint signaling; ubiquitin-dependent protein catabolic process; protein ubiquitination. Gene Ontology annotation, cellular component: ubiquitin ligase complex; cytosol; cell division site. Lineage: Eukaryota; Fungi; Mucoromycota; Mucoromycetes; Mucorales; Rhizopodaceae.